AUGCCCACCUCGACCGUCUCGCUCUUCGCGCCUGGCGUGAAUCAGAUGAUCAACAGCCUCGAAACCGCCAUGUCGAGUCUGGACGGCGACGUGACGAUCAAAUUCAAGCCUACUCCUCUCGCGACCACCACCGCACCCGAUGGCGCCGCUGCGACAGUCUGGAACGUCCGCGCGCACGAAUACGCCUCGAUCAACGGCCACACCACCACCAUUGUCGAAGACCAAAAGUUCCUCGAAUCGCACAACUAUUUCUCCGCCAAAGACGCGGACGGUGCGCUGCUCGAGUGUCAUUUCGACCACAUCAACGCACCGGCUAAGUGCGUCAAGAAGCAGCCCAAGCACCAUAAGACCGUCACCACCACGUACAAGCACGCGCGGCCGUUUGCAACCGCGUUCCACAAACACGUGCAGAAGCACAAGAAGGUGGCCAACGCGACGACGAGCGCGCUGGAGGAGCAGAGCCAGUCGGUGGCCGCGGCGGCGGUGGUGCAGACGCAGGAGCCGGUGGUGCAGGUCGACAGCGGAAACACAGCCGACACCUCGUCGACCGAUACAUCCGCUGCUGGGUCGAACUCGAGGAUGAACUCGACUUCCGGUGCUGUGAAGGGGAUCAAGUCCCUGCCGGUGCUGUUGGUGACCGCGAGCGUGCUCUUCACUGCCGUGCUCGCGUUCCAGCCUUGA
Messenger RNA from Kalmanozyma brasiliensis GHG001, 681 nucleotides. RefSeq lists its product as uncharacterized. The record is from RefSeq and is a predicted model, not a curated record. NCBI's taxonomy places the organism in Eukaryota, Fungi, Basidiomycota, Ustilaginomycetes, Ustilaginales. The transcript has a single exon. The coding region runs from base 1 to 681 and encodes 226 amino acids.